Molecule: messenger RNA, 1741 nt
Organism: Kockovaella imperatae
Lineage: Eukaryota; Fungi; Basidiomycota; Tremellomycetes; Tremellales; Cuniculitremaceae
Product: pyruvate kinase
Exons: 10
Coding region: 61-1665 (534 amino acids)
Biological process (GO): glycolytic process
Cellular component (GO): cytoplasm
Molecular function (GO): magnesium ion binding; potassium ion binding; pyruvate kinase activity
Source: RefSeq, a predicted model, not a curated record
CUCAGCUAAUCACCAACUUCUUAAACCCCCUCGACUGCCACCCCUCGACGCCCACUAACCAUGACCACCACCCGAAGCACCCCCGGGGGCCAACUCGCAUGGCUCUCCGGCUUGACCACUGGUUUCAACGAUUUUAGUCCAGAGCAAAAGUAUCUCCGCAAGACCUCUAUCAUCGGUACCAUUGGACCCAAGACCAACAGCGUCGAAAUGCUUGAAAAGCUCAUGCACGCGGGUCUCAACAUUGUGCGAAUGAACUUCUCGCACGGAUCCUACGAGUACCACCAGUCUGUCAUUGACAACUCUCGAGAGGCAGCCAAAAAGUUUGGCGUCCGACCCGUUGCCAUUGCUCUUGACACCAAGGGACCGGAGAUCCGAACGGGACUGAUGAAGGACGACCAAGACGUGCCCAUUCCCGCCGGUCAUGAGUUCUACGUCACCACUGACAAAUCCCAUGCCGAAUCUGGCACUGCGGAAUGCAUCUUUAUGGAUUAUGCCAAUCUCCCCAAGGUCACCGCACCCGGCAAGCUCAUCUUUGUCGACGAUGGUAUCCUCUCCCUCCAGGUCGUCUCGAUCGAAGGCGACAAGCUCAAGGUCAAAUCGCUCAACGCCGGCACUCUCUCCUCCCGAAAAGGUGUCAACUUGCCCAAAACCGCUGUCGACCUCCCUGCCCUGUCCGAAAAGGACAAAGCCGACCUCGCCUUUGGUGUCAAGAACGGCGUCGACAUGAUUUUCGCCUCCUUCAUCCGUUCGGGCAACGAUGUCCGGGAGAUUCGCAAAGUCCUCGGCCCACAAGGCGCCUCGAUCAAAAUUAUUGUCAAAAUUGAAAACGAACAGGGAGUCCAAAACUUUGAUGAGAUCCUCAAAGAAACCGACGGCGUCAUGGUGGCACGAGGCGAUCUCGGUAUCGAGAUUCCCGCUAGCCAAGUGUUCAUGGCGCAGAAAAUGAUGAUUGCGAAAUGCAACGUCGCCGGCAAGCCCGUCAUCUGUGCGACCCAAAUGCUCGAGUCCAUGACCUACAACCCUCGACCCACCCGUGCCGAGGUCUCCGACGUCGCCAACGCCGUACUCGACGGCGCAGACUGUGUCAUGCUUUCGGGCGAGACUGCCAAGGGCAAGUAUCCCAUUGAGGCCGUCACCAUGAUGGCAGAGACCGCAUACCUCGCCGAGUCGGCCAUCUGCUAUCCUCCCCUGUUCGACCAGCUUCGUGACCUCGCCCCUCGACCCACUGAGACCGCCGAGACGCUCGCCAUGUCUGCCGUCGCCGCGUCUCACGAGCAAAAUGCCGGCGCCAUCAUCGUGCUGUCCACCAGCGGUGGAUCCGCUCGACUCUUGUCAAAGUACCGACCCGCGUGUCCCAUUAUCUGCGUGACCCGUAACGAUCGCACUGCUCGACAGCUGCACCUCUCCCGAGGCGUUUACCCCGUCUGGUACCCCGAGCCCCGAGGCAUCCCUGACGACAAGUGGCAGACAGACGUCGACAAUAGGAUCAGAUUCGGUCUCAAACACGCGCUCGGACUUCGUGUGGUCGCGCCGGAGGCAACAGUCAUGGCAGUGCAAGGCUGGAAGGGAGGUCUCGGACAUACCAACACCCUGCGAAUCCUCUCUGUUCCUACCGACCCUUCGGACCUUGACAUUCAGCCCAUUGAGCGGACUGGCGAGCAGUAGAAAGAUUUACUAUAGAUUUUUGACUCCAUAGAAAAUGAUGACCGUUUCACCGAUGCAUCGCGUUAGCCGAAUUUAC